Messenger RNA from Phragmites australis (common reed), 2254 nucleotides. RefSeq names its product serine/threonine receptor-like kinase NFP. Lineage: Eukaryota; Viridiplantae; Streptophyta; Magnoliopsida; Poales; Poaceae. Gene Ontology annotation, biological process: protein phosphorylation. The transcript is spliced from 2 exons. The coding region runs from base 71 to 2020 and encodes 649 amino acids. Gene Ontology annotation, molecular function: protein kinase activity; ATP binding. The record is from RefSeq and is a predicted model, not a curated record.
GCCCAACAAAACCCACAUCAAUUUGCGACUUGCUGGCCACCAACCCGAGAGCCUAUCCACAGCUUGAGCCAUGGGGCCGCCGCGGUUGCUGGCGCUGGCCGCGCUGCUGCUGUGCCGCCUGUGCGCGCUCCCCGCCCCGGCGCGGUCGCAGAACGCGACCACGCCCGUGGCCGCGCCGGCGUCCGUGGAGGGGUUCAACUGCUCUGCGAACCGCUCGUACCCGUGCCAGGCCUACGCGCUCUACCGCGCGGGGUUCGCGGGCGUGCCGCUCGACCUCGCGGCCGUGGGGGACCUCUUCGGCCUCAGCCGCUUCAUGGUCGCGCACGCCAACAACCUGUCAACCACGGCUUCGCCGGCCGCGGGGCAGCCGCUGCUCGUGCCGCUCCAGUGCGGCUGCCCCUCCGGAUCCCCCAACUCCUACGCGCCCACGCAGUACCAGAUCAACCCGGGGGACACGUACUGGAUCGUCUCCACCACCAAGCUGCAGAACCUCACGCAGUACCAGGCCGUGGAGCGCGUCAACCCCACGCUGGUGCCCACCAACCUCGAUGUCGGCGUCAUGGUCACGUUCCCAAUCUUCUGCCAGUGCCCGGCCGCCGCCGACAACGCAACCACCGCGCUUGUCACCUACGUCAUACAGCAGGGCGACACCUACUCGUCCAUCGCCUCCGCCUUCGCCGUCGACGCCCAGUCGCUCGUCUCCCUCAACGGACCCGAGCAGGGCACGCAGCUGUUCUCGGAGAUACUCGUGCCGCUCCGCCGGCAGGUGCCGCAGUGGCUGCCGCCAAUCGUGCUCCGAAACAACGUCUCCACGACGCCAGCGUCCCCGCCUCCGUCCGCGUCUCCCGCCGCGACCGUUGUGAGCAACGACCGGAACGGGGUGGUCACAGGGCUGGCCGUCGGGCUGGGCGUCAUCGGUGCGCUUUGGCUGCUGCAGAUGCUGCUGCUGGCCUGCCUGUGGAGACGCCUCAAGGCGAAGGGGCGGCGGGGGGAUCCGGUGGUGAGCGGCGGCGGCAUCGAGGGCGGCAGGUUUGCCAAGAGCGCGUCCGGCCGCGCCGGCGGCGGGGAUAGGUUCUUGGUCAGCGACAUAUCCGAGUGGCUGGACAAGUACAGGGUGUUCAAGAUCGAGGAGCUGGAGCGCUGCACGGGGGGAUUCGACGAUGCGCACCUCAUCCAGGGCAGCGUGUACAAGGCGACCAUCGACGGCGAGGUGUUCGCCGUUAAGAAGAUGAAGUGGGACGCCUGCGAGGAGCUCAAGAUCCUGCAAAAGGUUAACCACAGCAACCUGGUGAAGCUGGAGGGGUUCUGCAUUAACUCGGAGACGGGCGACUGCUUCCUGGUGUACGAGUACGUGGAGAACGGCUCGCUGGACCUGUGGCUGCUGGACCGCGACCGCGCCCGGCGGCUGGACUGGCGCACGCGCCUCCACAUCGCGCUGGACCUCGCCCACGGCCUCCAGUACAUCCACGAGCACACCUGGCCGCGCGUGGUGCACAAGGACAUCAAGAGCAGCAACGUCCUCCUGGACGCUCGCAUGCGCGCCAAGAUCGCCAACUUCGGCCUCGCCAAGACGGGCCACAACGCCGUCACCACCCAUAUCGUCGGCACGCAGGGGUACAUCGCGCCCGAGUACCUUGCCGACGGCCUCGUCACCACCAAGAUGGACGUGUACGCCUACGGCGUCGUCCUUCUCGAGCUGGUGUCUGGGCGCGAGGCCGCCGGCGAGAACGGCGAGCCGCUGUGGGCGGACGCGGACGACAGGGUGUUCCGCGGCCGGGACGAGAGGCUGGAGGCCCGAGUGGCGGCGUGGAUGGACCCGGCGCUCGCGGAGCAGACGUGCCCGCCGGGAAGCGUGGCGAGCGUGGUGGGCGUGGCGAGGGCGUGCCUGCACAGGGACCCGUCCAAGCGCCCCAGCAUGGUGGACGUGGCCUACACGCUGUCCAAGGCGGACGAGCACUUCGCCGACUACUCCGGCGAUAGCGUAUCCGUCGACGGCAGCGGCGAAAUCGCGGCCCGAUGAACCAUUGGUUAGUACUCGGUCACAGUUCUUAGCCAUCAGUUCGCGUUGUAAAUGUUAAGGGUCUAGCGAGUGAUAAUGAGUGAGCAGAGCAGUGAGUAAUAACGCCGGCAUUACGACGGCUGAGGUCCGUGGGAUCAGCUUGAGGUGUUAGUAGUGUAAAGCUGUGUUUUACUUACCCAGAUCAGGAUCAAUGCGUCUUUCAAAUAUAAAGUAAGCGAUUUGCGGCUUGGCUGA